Messenger RNA from Salvia hispanica, 2859 nucleotides. Its product is annotated as oxysterol-binding protein-related protein 1C-like. Gene Ontology annotation, molecular function: sterol binding. Gene Ontology annotation, cellular component: membrane; cytosol. The record is from RefSeq and is a predicted model, not a curated record. NCBI's taxonomy places the organism in Eukaryota, Viridiplantae, Streptophyta, Magnoliopsida, Lamiales, Lamiaceae.
CGCCGGCCGUGACCUAAAUUUAAACGCCACCGCCACCGUCACAACUGCCAAGUCAUCAACGCCGCCGGAAAAUCCUCCCCUCUCCAAAUCCAAUCCAAUAAAUUCCAUACACACAAAAACCGCAAAAUCUCUAAUCCACUUGAAUAACUUGAAUCCUUCCUCCAAAUUCCACCGCCUAAUUUCGCGCAUUUCAAUUCGCUUCUCCGCCACCACCGAUUUGCCGCUCGCCGCGAAUUCCGGGGAACGAUCGGUGCAAUUUCCAUGACGCAUCGAUCCAAAUUAUGCUAAAGUCAAUCCGUGUGCUAUGCAUCAUUUCUGCUGCAUCACAUCGAUGAGCAUCCACACCAACUCCGACUUGCCGCCUCCUCCUCCCCCUCUCCCGCCGUCGGGCGAUCCGGUCAUCGGAAGGAGCCUGAGCGCGGUGGUGUCUAGGGCUCUCUCGUCGCGCGAUUCGCUUCUGGAUCAUGGCUUCUCGUUCAAUAGCAAUGUAUUCAGCCGUAGCCUGAGUCAGAAUCACACCAGCCGUGACCUGAAGAUAAAUGACAUUGUUGGGAAUGGAAUUUCGGGGAUUUUGCAUAAGUGGGUGAACUACGGGAAGGGGUGGAGGCCUAGGUGGUUCGUUUUACAGGAUGGCGUGUUGAGUUAUUAUAAGAUCAAUGGGCCGGAUAGGAUCAACCCGCAGACGGAGAAAGGAUCGAGAGUGAUUGGGGAGGAAUCGAUGAAGCGGUUGUCGCGGAAGUUUACCGGGCAUCGCAGGACUGGGAGCUGGGGCUCCAUGAAAGGCAGGAAACCUGUUGGAGAAGUUCAUUUGAAGGUAUCAACUAUCAGAGCGAGCCGAUCAGAUGAUCGGAGAUUCUCAAUUUUUACUGGUACAAAGAGGCUCCAUCUGAGGGCUGAUAGUGCAGAAGACCGCGUAGCAUGGCUUGAAGCUUUGGAAGCUGUGAAGGACAUGUUCCCAAGGAUGUCAACUAGUGAGGUAAUGGCUCCUAUUGAGACUUUAACCGUCUCAACUGAAGGGUUGAGGCAGAAAUUGUUGGAAGAAGGUUUGAGUGAGUCUGCGAUCGAGGAGAGUGAGCAGAUAAUGAGGAGUGAAUUUGCAUCGCUGCAAAAUCAGUUCAGACUCUUGAGCCAGAAGUAUUGGCUCCUUACUGAUACACUCCGACAGCUAGAGACAGAAAAGGUAGAUCUGGAGAAUACGGUUGUCGACGAAAGCCAAAGACAGUUUAAGGAUGUAGAAGCAUCUGCCAGAGCAAAAGAUAAGUAUAGUGGAAGUGCUACUGAAUCUGAAGAUGAAAAUGAAAGAGUGGAUGUGGUUGAUGAGGACACUGAUGAAGAAGAGAAUACUUUCUUUGACACCAGGGAUUUUCUAUCUUCCAGCUCUUUUAAAAGCAAUGGGUCUGACUUGAGGUCAUCGUCUUUUUCAUCUGAUGAUGAUGACGAGUUCAAUGAAGCCGAGGAUAAUACUGAACCUGGCAUCAAGUCUGCUGGAACAAACAUUGCUCAUGUUAAACGUCGGAAGAAAUUGCCAGACCCUGUUGAGAAAGAGAAAGGAGUGAGCCUGUGGUCAAUGAUCAAGGAUAACAUUGGGAAGGACCUUACAAAAGUAUGUCUCCCAGUCUACUUCAAUGAGCCUCUCUCUUCUUUGCAGAAAUGUUUUGAAGACAUGGAAUAUUCAUAUCUACUAGAUCGGGCCAAUGAAUGGGGGGAAAAGGGCAACAGCCUUAUGAGGAUUCUAAAUGUAGCUGCAUUUGCCGUGUCUGGGUAUGCCUCCACAGAGGGAAGAAUCUGCAAACCAUUUAACCCAUUGCUGGGGGAGACUUAUGAAGCAGAUUAUCCAGAAAAAGGCCUCCGGUUUUUCUCAGAGAAGGUUAGUCACCACCCAAUGGUUGUCGCUUGCCAUUGCGAGGGCACUGGCUGGAGAUUCUAUGGUGACAGCAAUCUGAGAAGCAAAUUUUGGGGUCGCUCCAUUCAGCUUGAUCCAGAGGGUACCUUAACUCUCGAAUUUGAUGAUGGUGAAGUUUUCCAAUGGAGCAAGGUAACAACAUCUAUAUACAACCUUAUUCUGGGAAAACUAUAUUGUGACCACUACGGUACAAUGCGGAUACAAGGUAACCGUGGUUACUCGUGCAAACUGAAAUUUAAGGAGCAGUCUUUAAUGGAUAGAAAUCCCCACCAGGUUCAGGGGCUAGUCCAAGACAAGAGUGGUAAGACUGCAGCAACUUUGAUUGGGAAGUGGGACACAAGCAUGCAUUAUGUCAAUGGUGAAUUCAAAGGAAAAGGGCAUAAUUCAUCAGAAGCUCACUUGCUCUGGAGACGUAGCAAGCCUCCGGAGUUCCCUACACGUUACAAUUUGACACGUUUUGCCAUUACACUCAAUGAGCUAGUUCCAGGACUGGAGGAAAAACUGCCUCCAACAGAUUCAAGACUGAGACCUGAUCAAAGGUGCUUGGAAAAUGGGGAAUACGAGAAGGCAAAUGCUGAAAAACUGAGGCUUGAGCAGAGGCAACGGCAGGCGAGGAAGAUGCAAGAACAAGGCUGGAAACCUCGUUGGUUCGCCAAAGAAUCCAAUUCUUAUCGCUACAUUGGCGGGUAUUGGGAAGCUAGGGAACAAAGCAACUGGGAAGGAUGCCCGGAUAUUUUUGGUCAAGUGCCUCCGGAUCAGAUUCCGAACGAGUGAGGCACCUCAUUUUUUUUUCAAUUUUCAUGAUAGUCUGUAGGUAAACAUUGAAAAAACAGCUGAUGAUUCAUGGUAGAUGUGUAUAGUUUUUUCGAAAUUUGAAGAUAUACAUUCUUGAAACUCUGAGAUUUCCUUUGUAGACAAACCAUUCCUUUCAAAUAUAAGGUACAUAAUUAAUUUCA